This is a messenger RNA of Aquila chrysaetos chrysaetos, 2819 nucleotides long. RefSeq names its product multidrug and toxin extrusion protein 1-like. Gene Ontology annotation, cellular component: membrane. The record is from RefSeq and is a predicted model, not a curated record. Gene Ontology annotation, biological process: xenobiotic detoxification by transmembrane export across the plasma membrane. NCBI's taxonomy places the organism in Eukaryota, Metazoa, Chordata, Aves, Accipitriformes, Accipitridae. The coding region runs from base 466 to 2475 and encodes 669 amino acids. The transcript has 18 exons. Gene Ontology annotation, molecular function: xenobiotic transmembrane transporter activity; antiporter activity.
CAACCUGUCCCAGGCUCUUACCUGCAGCGGUGCGACAGCAGCGAGGCGACUGCCUCUGCGGUGUGGCACGUGCUCAGCCGGUGGAGGUAAAUACCACAUAAAGCUGGUACGUGGCACGCGGUGCUGGCAAUGAAAAGAUGUGACCAAAAGGAGCUUGAAACAGCCAUCAACCUCGACCUCAGCAGCCUUUGUCCCAGCUUUAGGGAGGAUGUGGCAGACUGCCCUGCUCAGAAUCCCGGUAGUUUUGGGGUGGGAGCCUGGGGAGAAGAGGAAGCCUGCCUUGCUCUGUCCCAUGGGCUUCCUCAGCCCACCUCCUGCUCUGUGCAGGAGAGGGUCUGCACCGUGGGUCCCCUCUGCCUCCCCUGCCCUGCCGUGGGCCAAGGCAGGAUGCUAUAUUUGGCCUGGCGGAGCAGUGCCGGUGAAAUCUGACGCUGCCAUGCUGUGCAAGACCGACAGCUGGAGCCAAUGGGGCCAGCUUGUCUUGGCCACCGCCAUGCUGCGAUGAGAGGGGCCGAGACAGGCAGCGGCUCCGCCACUGCCGGCAGCAGUUCACGGGAGACCGCAAACAGACCCAUGAAUCCUCCGUCGUUGCUGGAAGAGGAGGACAACCCUCCAACCCACCGGCCGACGGAACCGCGGCAAAGCAGGAGAGAGCAGAGCGGCAGCAUGAAGCAGGCGAACCUCCCUGAGGAGAACGGCUUCAGCGAGGCAAUGGCCGCCGGCCAGCACGAUCUCACACCCAGUAACUGCGAGAAGAAACGCCACUGGCUUCGGCGCUUGGUCCCGGACACCUUCUGGGAAGAUGCAAAGAAGCUGCUGGUGCUGGCGGGGCCGCUGAUCCUGAUCCAGCUGCUGAUCUUCCUGAUACACCUUGUCAGCUCCAUAUUCUGUGGCCACCUGGGCAAGGUCGAGCUGGCCUCCGUCACGCUGGCCAUCGCUGUUAUAAAUGUUACUGCCAUCUCUGUAGGUUAUGGUUUGUCUUCGGCAUGUGACACCUUGAUAUCACAGACCUACGGCAGCAAGAAUCUGCUGCGCGUGGGGGUGAUCCUGCAGCGUGCCACCCUCAUCCUCCUGCUCUGCUGCUUCCCCUGCUGCGCCAUCCUCAUCAACAUCGAGCAGCUCCUGCUCCUUGUCCGCCAGGACCCUGAGGUCUCCAGGUUAACCCAACGCUACGUGAUGGCAUUUAUCCCUGCUCUCCCGGCGGUUUUUCUGUAUAACCUGGAGACAAGAUACCUGCAGAACCAGAUGAUCAUGUGGCCGCUGGUGCUGAGCGGGGUCUUCGGCAACAUCAUCAACGUGAUCGCAAACUGCAUCUUCCUCUACGUUUUCCACUUGGGCAUCACGGGCUCUGCCUGGGCCAACACCGUUGCUCAAUAUUCACAAACCAUUUUCUUGUUCCUGUAUAUUAUAGGCAAGAAACUCCACGUGAAGACCUGGGGAGGCUGGUCCAGUGAGUGCCUGCUGGAGUGGGACAGUUUCACCUCCCUGGCUGUCCCCAGCAUGCUCAUGAUAUGCAUUGAGUGGUGGACCUAUGAAAUCGGGAGCUUCUUGAUAGGCCUGCUGAGCGUCAUAGAGCUCUCCGUCCAGUCCAUCAUCUACGAAGUGUCCGUUGUCGCUUUCAUGAUCCCCCUGGGGCUCGGCACGGCCGCCGGCGUGCAGGUGGGGAACGCGCUGGGUGCCGGCGACGCCGAAACAGCCAAGAGAUCCUCCUCCACCAGCCUGCUCUGCACAGGAGGGUUUUGCAUAGCCAUGGGGGUUAUUUUAGCCGCCAUGAAGGAUGUGCUGGGAUACAUCUUCACCAGCGACAAGGAGAUUGUUGACUUGGUGGCCUGGGUCAUACCUGUCUACGUUGUCUUCCACUUGUUUGAAGCUGUGUGUGGUGCCUGCAGCGGGGUGCUCAGAGGCAUAGGCAAGCAGAAAUUCGGUGCCAUCCUCAACGCCGUGAGCUACUAUGGUGUGGGCCUGCCCCUGGGAGCCGUGCUGCUCUUCGUGGCCAGGAUUGGCGUCAUAGGUCUGUGGCUAAGCAUGCUCGUCUGCGUCUCCAUCCUCUGCACCUGCUUCGUCGCCUACAUCUCCCGCAUGGACUGGAGGAAGGCAGCCGAGGAGGCUCAGCGCCGCGCAGGAGUGACCCAGCCACCACCGGAGGAGCCGAACUCGGGCCCCGAACCCUCCUGCAAGGCAAUUCCCUCGGGUGUGGGGCCAGCCCCACCGCCCCCCGCUUAUCCCCCCGCUGUGGCAGUGCGGGGGUGCGUAGCGGGAGUGGAUGCGCACAACAGCGUCGUGCUCACAGGCAUCACCAGGAUGGAAGGACCAACGUACCGGGUGGACCCCCAGGAAGCCAUACUUGCCACAUCCCCUCCGGCCACCGCCACGGCCACCAAGGAGCUGAUCAUCCGGCGUGGGCUGGCAGCGGCCGCGGCCAUUGCAAUACUUGCACUCGGCAUUGUCGUAAAGCUGAUGACCAGCAAACACUGACUCGCACCAGGGACUGCGGGGACUUUGCUUUGGGGAGCGAAAGCCCCUCCUGAUGGAUGGGACGUACGAAGCACAGACAGGCCAGCGACAGAAUCCAGCACGUGCCUGUCCCACGGGAGCCAAAGGGUCCCCCCCGUCGGCGUUUGUCAGCAUCUGCUCAGGCGUCGCUCGGGAACAGGCUCUGCUGCACCCAAAAAGCUGCUCUGGGCUGCCCGAUGCGCAGCAAGCAUGCGGUAACACCCUCCAGCUUGCGCUGCCAGCUAUCACCUGCCAACUGGAGCUGGGCACAGCCUAGCUCACAUUGCUGCUCUGUGACAAAUGCCAAAUAAAUAAACCCAGCUGGA